UGGCAGCAGAGAUGGGCGCAUAGAGUUCUGCCAUUGCUGAGAGGCUUCAUUUUAUUCCCAUCACCUCCACCAGUAUCCUGUAUACGUACUCUCGCUCUUUCAGCCAUCAUCGUCGAACACAGUCAGCAGCGCGAUCCUAUAGCUGUCCACCUGCACGCGCGCACCAGCAUCCAGCGCGCGGAAACGAGUCUCGUGCUCCCCCAAAGCGUGACAUCCGGCCGGCGAAGUAGACUAGCGGCAACCUUUCGCUUGAACACCAUACGACACCUUGCAGCUCCGCUGGCAAGCAAGUCAAAGCAGCACACGCCUACAUUCCGGGACCUUGCAUUUCCUACUCCCCUAUCGCACCCAACCGAUAGUCGGUCUGGAGGGCUGCCGAACAGCCUCUAUCUUCGAAAAUUCCUCUCAACGCUCAGAACUCUGUUCGCAGUAGCAGCACACACCACCACCAACCCACCAUCCCCCUGCACACCUUCUCCUCUUCCUCUGGCCGGCGACAGAGCAGGGAUUCCUACAGCUACGACGAAGACGACGACGACGACGAGAAGGCGGAUCGUCAACGCCUGACCCGCCGCUCUGACGACCUCGACGAUUCCUUCGAUUCCGAUCACGACUCCGACUUCUCGCUCUGGAGCGACACAGGAGACCUCGUCGACCAGCUCGCGGACGAGGAAGACCCUCUCGCAGCUCGUCUCCAAGAGAGCUUGAGCCCCAACAACACCAGCAAUAGCAGUCCCCGCCGGACUCGAAAACACAAAUCCUCCACCAAACACGUCCGCUACGCUUCCUCUCCCCACGACGAAAAACACCGUCGCUCCCGCCAUCCUGGCUCCUCCGUCCCAAAACGAAUAGAGGACAUCGUAGUCCCCUCCCCACCACGCCGACCCGCGAAUUGGGGCGUCCGCCUUCUAGCCCGCAUCAUGGCUCCCACCGAUGGUCCUGCCAGAAUGCAUGGCCUGCACGGAAAGAAGCUUAUCUAUUUCCUCUCCAUAUUCGUCUCACUCGGCGUGUUCCUCUUCGGCUACGACCAAGGUGUCAUGUCUGGUAUUAUCACAGGCCCGUAUUUCAAGGAUUACUUCCACCAGCCUAGUCCUGCAGAGAUUGGAACUAUGGUUGCGAUUCUCGAGGUCGGAGCGUUUAUUUCUUCAUUACUAGUCGGAAGAGUCGGAGAUAUGUUAGGGAGAAAGAAGACAAUUCUAUACGGAGCGCUGGUUUUCGUCGUAGGAGGUGGAAUUCAAACAUUUGCUACUGGAAUGCCGAUGAUGAUGUUGGGGAGAUUUAUCGCUGGUUUGGGCGUGGGUGCGCUGAGUACCAUUGUGCCUGUAUACCAAAGUGAAAUCAGUCCGCCGCACAAUCGAGGCAAAUUGGCGUGUAUUGAGUUCUCGGGCAAUAUUUUUGGCUACAUGUGCAGUGUGUGGGUGGACUACUUUUGUAGUUACAUCGAGUCGCAUUGGGCGUGGAGGUUGCCAUUGUUGUUGCAGGUGGUGAUGGGUGCAUUGUUAGCUGUGGGGAGUUUCUUGAUUGUGGAGUCGCCGAGGUGGCUGCUGGAUAACGAUCAUGAUGAGGAGGGAAUUGUGGUGAUUGCCAACCUCUAUGGGAAAGGCGAUAUUCACAAUUCGAAGGCCAGAGACGAGUACCGGGAGAUCAAGAUGAAUGUCUUGCUGCAACGGCAGGAAGGAGAACGCUCGUACGCGGACAUGUUCAAGCGGUACUACAAGCGGGUGUUCAUCGCCAUGUCUGCGCAAGCUCUGGCGCAGCUGAAUGGCAUCAAUGUCAUUUCCUACUAUGCUCCGCUCGUGUUUGAGCAAGCUGGUUGGGUUGGCAGAGAUGCGAUUCUCAUGACGGGAAUCAACGGCUUGACCUAUCUGGCUUCGACAAUUCCUCCCUGGUACGUGGUCGAUCGCCUGGGACGAAGAUUCAUCCUCUUAUCUGGAGCCGUGGCCAUGGUGAUAUCUCUCUCGGCCAUUUCUUACUUCAUCUACAUUGACAUUCAUCUUACACCGACGAUGGUUGUCAUCUUUGUCAUGAUUUACAACGCCGCUUUUGGAUAUUCUUGGGGACCAAUUCCAUGGCUGUACCCUCCAGAGAUCUUGCCAUUGAGCAUUCGUGCCAAGGGUGCUUCGCUAUCGACUGCAACGAACUGGGCUUUCAAUUGGCUUGUGGGCGAGAUGACGCCGAUACUGCAGCAGGCUAUCAAGUGGAGGCUAUAUUUGGUUCAUGCUUUCUUCUGCGCUGUCAGUUUUGUUGUUGUCUGGUUCAUAUACCCCGAGACGGCGAACGUGCGACUCGAAGACAUGAACUCCAUCUUCGGAGACGCAUCGACAAUGGCUCCUACUCCGGAGACUCUGGCGCAGGCCGAAUCGAUCUUUAGUGGAAAUCGAUCUCCUGUGUCCUUCCGCCUCGGUGAUCAAGAGGGCGAACAGAUUCCGGACAUGGAUCUGCAACCACCGGAAGUCGAUGUCAAGGAUGGCAAGCCUGUGCUCCACGACGGCCGGUCCGGCGAAGGCAUCGCCGGAUGGAUCACCAAUGUUGCUGAUAGAAUAAAGCGGGGCGGCGAUGAUGCGAGUGGUGGCGGUAGCGGCCGAUACAAGCGAGUUGGACAAGACGAUGAGCAAUAACAGCGUUGCAUGUUGUUGCUCGAUGUGUGUGUAUGUGUGUGCAGAGUGUGUUGCAAGCGUUCUGGCGAAGACGAUAGAGACAUCAGAGCAUAUAUGGCUGCGCGGCUCGCAGCCGGGUAUUAUCGCAUUAGACGUGUGGAUGGAGAGUACAAAGCAAAUGCAUACAUUGCAUACUUUUUCGCAAACAGGAGUAAUCCAGGAAAAGGCUGCUGAGUGAGCACAACCAGUUGGCUGGCUUCGAUCCUGGCAGAGUUUGGACCUGCGACAUGAUCAUAUAGAUUCGCUGUAAGCAUAUAAGAGCUCAGUCCGACCUCGCGCGAAGGGCAGUAUCGUGCGUAUUGAUAUAUUUCGACG
Messenger RNA from Cercospora beticola, 2972 nucleotides. RefSeq lists its product as uncharacterized. The record is from RefSeq and is a predicted model, not a curated record. Gene Ontology annotation, molecular function: carbohydrate:proton symporter activity. Gene Ontology annotation, biological process: transmembrane transport; carbohydrate transport. Gene Ontology annotation, cellular component: membrane. NCBI's taxonomy places the organism in Eukaryota, Fungi, Ascomycota, Dothideomycetes, Mycosphaerellales, Mycosphaerellaceae.